This is a messenger RNA of Heterotrigona itama, 601 nucleotides long. The record is from the annotation of a GenBank genome assembly. Lineage: Eukaryota; Metazoa; Arthropoda; Insecta; Hymenoptera; Apidae.
AUGGAGAAUCUGCGAAAUCAAUGUCUGAAAAAUAAUGAGCUACAUCUUACAUGGAAUCUCUUUCAGAGAAAUAAAACGUAUGGCAAAAUAUUCGAAUUGAUAUGAGAAGAAUUUAUAAGAAAAUUGAAAACUUAAGCAUCGUCAGAUUGACAUGCCCAGUCCUGUGUGACAAACUCUAACUAUUGAACUAAAAUUAAAAGUCGUUAACCUUGAACAGAAACGUUCCACAGCGACUCAAAACGAUUUUCUUCAUUUACUUUUUUCCAGAUAUCCAGGUUCACCGUUAAGUAGUUCAGGUGUCCACUUCAAUGGAUCGUCGGGCAGCCUAAUCCACGUUGAUCCACGCUCACAUCCUCCGACCAUUGUUUACAAACAUUCUACGUCACUAGUAAAUAGAGCCAGCCAACCUAACGAAAAAAAGGACGAACCACCCUCCGUUCCUCCGAGAUUUCCUGAGGGCCAGGCUCCCUUUGUCCGAGCGCCAGAUGUUCUCGCGAAUAAAACCGAUAAAAUAUCGCAAUGUGGCCUCGUCGGCGGCGAAGCGGCAGAGGGACGAGGACAGCCGGUGCAAGGAACAGCGGGACCGAGGGUCGGGAAUUAA